AUGGAAAGCAUUAUGAAGGAGAGGUUUGUGGUGAACUUGUGCCUGAUGGAGGUAUACCAAGUGUUCAACAUACCCUUGGACAUGCUAAGGCCACUGAUCGUAGAGACCAAGCCGUUCAAGACAGGGCAGCAAGCUCCAGAAUCCAUCCAGGGCCAGCCUAUGGCCACCUGGCUCCCAAAACACAGGGUCUCCUUCCUGAUCUACGUGGAUCGGGAUGGCAACACUCUUAUCUUCCUGGACGACAAGCUGUAUCUGGCGCAUCCGGAUCUCAUGCUCUGCAAGGCGGUGCCAGCCAACUCCUGCUUUCUUGCUCACUACACGGAAGACCAGGUGACUCUGGAGGCCAGCGUGCCCAAGAUCCUUGUCUUCGACUGCCCCUUGCUGGAUUCGAAGAGUCUCAUGCAGACAAGCCCCUACGAUAGAUACAAGCUGCUGCUGGCAAACUGCAACAUGAAGCACUGCAACCCGAUCUACAGCCUGCAAUGGGUGGGCUUCGAGAGCAGCGUGGUGGAGAAGUAUGAGGAGCUCAAGAUCAGCCUCCCGCACGAGGUGGACCACAUCAUAAGGAUCAAUCAGGACCCUUUCACGCCCUCGAAGCUCCUGAAGAUCAGCGUCCCGCAGUGGAAGCCGCAGCCCAAGACAUGCCCAUGA
Messenger RNA from Guillardia theta CCMP2712, 651 nucleotides. RefSeq lists its product as hypothetical. The record is from RefSeq and is a predicted model, not a curated record. The transcript has a single exon. Bases 1 to 651 code for a protein of 216 amino acids. Lineage: Eukaryota; Cryptophyceae; Pyrenomonadales; Geminigeraceae.